AUGGCCUCAUCAAGGAUCUUCAUCAAGGGUUUGCCACCCAACAUCUCCGAGGCCGAGUUCCGGAAGCACUUCUCCGCCAAGGGUCGCGAGAUUACCGAUGUCAAGCUGAUUCCUCAGCGACGUAUUGGCUAUGUCGGCUACAAGACCUCGGACGAUGCGACCAAGGCAGUCAAGUACUUCAACAAGUCUUACAUUCGUAUGUCCAAGAUCGCCGUUGAGACAGCUAGACCUAUCUCAGACCCCUCCCUACUCAAAGGCCAGAACACUUCGCAUUCCAAACAUGCGUCGGCAGGCACAGGCACAGGCACCAUCACCAAGGGCACGGAGCAUCCGAUCGUGAAGGACUCGGACGCGAGCUCGAGGAAGCGCAAGCGAGAUGAGCCUCAGGCGGCGGAUCCCAAGCUGCGCGAGUUCCUCCAGGUCAUGAAGACCGGCGGAGAGGGCGCGUUGGAAGAUGCUACCAACGCCCACCAGGCUGACGGCGCCUCUGCGAUACCAGCCGCUGCCGUUCCCGAGGAGGAUAGUGACGACGAGUACGAGCAGAUCCCGACUCGAAGGGAGAAGCAGCGCAGGAUAGAGGCACCGGAGAAGCCCCCAACCUCGGAAUCUCUAGCACCGCAGACAGCCGAGUCAUCAGAGACCAAACAACCAUAUCUGGAACAUUCGGCAGUAGUUGCAGAAGAUGACGACUGGCUGCGUUCACGUACCAACAGGUUGCUGGACCUUGUUGAUCCCGAUGAUCUGGAACGAACGCCUACGCAAGGGCCUGUCGUCAAAGAGACUGGUCAUGCCGAGGGAGGCGAAGUCGUCAACAGUCCCCAGGCCAACCCCUCGGAUGAGGAUGAGAUGACAGCUGAAGACCAGCCUGUCGAGCCAUCGGGGGGUGAGCCACCGAAAGACGACUCACUUGAGGCGAUCCGCCGAACGUCUCGGCUCUUUGUCCGGAACCUCCCCUAUAGUGCCACCGAGGAGGAUCUCCGCGAGACCUUUGAAGGGUUUGGCACACUUGAAGAGGUCCAUCUACCCGCCAACAAGUCAGGUACCAGCAAGGGGUUUGCCCUGGUGUUGUUCAGUGACCCCUCGGGAGCGGUUGAAGCAUUCCAAGCCAUGGAUGGGGCGACGUUUCAGGGGCGUAUCCUCCACAUCAUUCCUGCCAGCGCAAAGAGAGACACAGGCUUGGACGAGUUUGCCAUCUCCAAGCUCCCUCUCAAGAAGCAGAACAUGAUUCGGAAGAAACAAGAGGCAUCUGCCAGCACCUUCAACUGGAAUGCGCUUUACAUGAGCCAGGACGCCGUCAACGCGUCGGUCGCAGACCGUCUUGGUGUUUCAAAAUCAGAGAUGCUCGACCCUACCUCUGCUGAUGCGGCCGUCAAGCAGGCUAUCGCAGAGACGAGCGUCAUCCAAGAGACCAAAGCCUAUUUCGCCGCUAACGGGGUGGACCUCGAGGCCUUCAAGUCAAAGAAGCGGGGCGACACGGCCAUCUUGGUCAAGAACUUCCCAUAUGGGACGACGAUCGACGAGCUCCGUAAGCUGUUUGAGGAGUCUGGGCCCGUGCUGAGAGUUUUGAUGCCUCCUAGCGGAACAAUCGCCAUUGUGCAGUUCACGCAGCCUAAUCACGCCAAGUCCGCUUUUGGGAAGCUUGCGUAUCGCCGGAUUGGAGAUAGCGUCCUCUUCCUGGAGAAGGCGCCAAGUGACAUCUUCAGAGGCGGCGACCAACUGGAUCAAGCCGUGUCCCUAAAGGAUCGUCCGGCUCCGACGGUCCAAAACCUUAGUGUGAACGACCUGCUGUCACGCGGUGAUAAGCCGGAGGACGACGUGGAUACGACGUCGCUUUUUGUGCGGAAUUUAAACUUUACGACGUCGACCACCAGGCUUGCCGAAGCUUUUCAGUCCCUCGACGGAUUCGUCUCGGCCAGGGUCAAGACCAAGAUGGAUCCCAAGAAGCCAGGCCAGACGCUUAGCAUGGGGUUCGGCUUUGUCGAGUUCCGGACAAAGGGCCAAGCGCAGGCUGCACUCAAAGUCAUGGACGGCCAUGUUCUGGACGAUCACGCGCUUGCCGUCAAGGCAUCGCACAAGGGGCAUGACGCAGCUGAAGAGAGACGGCGAGAAGACAAGGCCAAGAGGGCCGCAGGACAGCGUACAAAGAUCAUCAUCAAGAACUUGCCUUUCCAAGCCACCAAGAAGGACAUCAGGUCCCUGUUUGGGACGUACGGCCAGCUCAGAUCGGUACGCCUUCCUAAGAAGGCUGACUAUACCCCAAGGGGUUUUGCCUUUGCCGACUUUGUCACUCCCCGCGAAGCCGAGAACGCGCUAAAUGCGUUGAGGGACACCCACUUACUUGGUCGCAAGCUUGUCUUGGACUUUGCGGAGGCAGAGGCAGUCGACGCCGAGGAGGAGAUCGCAAAGAUGCAGAAGAAGGUAGGGGGCCAGGUGAACAAGGUCGCCCUCCAGCAGUUGACUGGACGAGGGAGGACGCGGGUCAAUAUUGGCAAUGAGAACGACGAGAUGGAGGGUUGA
Fusarium vanettenii 77-13-4 is the source of this 2517-nucleotide messenger RNA. RefSeq lists its product as uncharacterized. NCBI's taxonomy places the organism in Eukaryota, Fungi, Ascomycota, Sordariomycetes, Hypocreales, Nectriaceae. Gene Ontology annotation, cellular component: ribonucleoprotein complex; nucleus; cytoplasm. The transcript is spliced from 4 exons. Bases 1 to 2517 code for a protein of 838 amino acids. The record is from RefSeq and is a predicted model, not a curated record. Gene Ontology annotation, molecular function: mRNA binding.